UUUUCAGCCUUUAGGUCCACAUCUUGAGGUUUACUAUUGUAAGUUUGUAACUGCCUUAUUUGGGUGGGUUAUGGCCCAAAGUGAUCAGCCUUCAUGUGAUUUACACUGCUAGAAUUUCUUUGCAUGUAUUUAUAUACGGCAUCUCCCCCUUCCACCAUCCCAACUCCCAAAACUUUCAAGCUCUUUCUCUCUCUCUCUCUUUUGUCUCUAUUUGUGUCCAAGUUGUGAGCGUACUUCAAGCAAAGUGUGUCAAGCUGAAAUCAUGAAGCAAGGCUUUCUUUCUGGUGCUCUUCUUUUCUUCCUUCUAAUUCUUAUUUCCUCUUCCCAUUUAUCUGCUCGUUUCAUAGCAAACAAACAAGGAAAAGAUCAAGAGGCCGAGCUUAGUAAAAUCACUGAUAUGGAGGACAUUGAACUAAUGAAUCAACUAAUGGGGGUAGAAGCUUGUGAUACUGGAGAUGAUGGAUGCUUGAAGAGAAGGAUAAUCUCAGAUGCCCACUUGGACUACAUUUACACCCAGCAUCAUAAGCCUUGAGAUUUCCAUACUGAGGAUUUGAAGAAGUUGAUGUCGCAUCUUCAUAGUUUUAACUUAGUAGUAAUUCCCCUAUAUAUAUGUUUUAUUUUUAUUUAUGUAUAAUUAAGUUCUUCUUAAAUGUUAACCUUCGUAGUGUGAGAGCCACUAGAAUGGGUUGUUAAGGUUUUAUAAUUAUAUGUAUGUUAGUAUAGAUUUAAUUAUGGUGAUUAAUGUAACUGUUAGAACAAUUAGUGCAGCUAUGUCUAGCUAGUUUCAUUAAUUUGCAACUUUGUUCUGUCUAAUCUGUGAAAAAUGGGAUGCUAUAUUUAACCAAAUA
This is a messenger RNA of Durio zibethinus, 848 nucleotides long. RefSeq names its product putative phytosulfokines 6. NCBI's taxonomy places the organism in Eukaryota, Viridiplantae, Streptophyta, Magnoliopsida, Malvales, Malvaceae. The record is from RefSeq and is a predicted model, not a curated record. Gene Ontology annotation, biological process: cell population proliferation. Gene Ontology annotation, molecular function: growth factor activity. Gene Ontology annotation, cellular component: extracellular region.